CAGCCGGGAGGAAGAGAGAGAGGCAGAGAAAGCUCGCCGCCGCCCCGAGGAGAUAGAGCUCGCUCCCGCUCCCACAUUCCCAACAUGAAAAUUCUCGUGGCUCUGGCUGUGCUCUUCCUCGCGUCCGCUCAGGCUUUUGCCGAAGAAAUAGGCGCCAACGACGAUCUAAACUACUGGGCCGACUGGUCGGACAGCGACCAGAUCAAGGAAGAGCUCUCCGAGCCCUUUGAGCAUUUCUUGCAGAGAAUUGCCAGGAGACCCAAGCCUCAGCAGUUCUUUGGGUUGAUGGGCAAAAGGGACGCUGAUACCUCAGUUGAAAAGCAAGUGGGCAUGUUAAAGGCUCUCUAUGGGCAUGGUCAAAUAUCUCAUAAAAGGCAUAAAACAGAUUCCUUUGUUGGACUCAUGGGCAAAAGAUCUUUAACUUCUGGGUCCUCGGAAUGGAGCACAGCACAGAAUUAUGAGAGAAGGCGCAAAUGAGGCAUCACCUAUGGGCCUUCCAUCAAUGUCGUUGGCUCUGACGGCCCACGAUGA
Vombatus ursinus (common wombat) is the source of this 531-nucleotide messenger RNA. It is a transcript of the gene TAC1, whose product is annotated as tachykinin precursor 1. The record is from RefSeq and is a predicted model, not a curated record. The coding region runs from base 85 to 477 and encodes 130 amino acids. The transcript has 7 exons. Gene Ontology annotation, biological process: tachykinin receptor signaling pathway. NCBI's taxonomy places the organism in Eukaryota, Metazoa, Chordata, Mammalia, Diprotodontia, Vombatidae.